Molecule: messenger RNA, 1956 nt
Organism: Cordyceps fumosorosea ARSEF 2679
Lineage: Eukaryota; Fungi; Ascomycota; Sordariomycetes; Hypocreales; Cordycipitaceae
Product: GTP-binding protein YchF
Exons: 5
Coding region: 1-1956 (651 amino acids)
Cellular component (GO): cytoplasm
Molecular function (GO): ATP hydrolysis activity; ATP binding; GTP binding
Source: RefSeq, a predicted model, not a curated record
AUGCCUAACAUCGCCGCCAUCAUGGCUGUCCCACAAGAUAGCUUUCCAAGUUACAAAGUCGGCGGUCUUAAAAGAGAGAACGCUACUAUUCAUUCCAAUGUUGCCAGAGAGGACGCACCCAAGUGGGAUUGCAACACGCAACCCAUCCCCACUUGGGGUGAGAAUGACGAUGGCGGUCGUGGCAUCACCAUCACCAAUGCUGGCAAUGACUGGCGCGGCUUCUAUAUCUACCGUAAAAGUUGCGACCAAGUGCCAUGGAAGUACAUUUGGAUCGAGGCUGGCAAGACACACUUUGUGUCGUUCCCUGAGCGGUUUGAAGGUAGCAUCCAGCGCGGUGUUGACCCGUACAUGCUCAACGGUCAGGCACAGCCUCUCGGCUCAUGGCUCGAGAUCAGCUGGGACAAGUACAACGUCGGAUGGGCUGACGUCUCUCUGAUUCGCGGCUGUGAUGGCGGAAUUCUGACAUGGGCGCUUGACGGUGUCAACAAAUGGAAGGGCUUUACGCAGUGGGUUCUGGACGGCGCCCAGUCUGGUGCCUAUGACACGAAGAAUGAUGGGCAGUGGGUGAUCAAGGCGACGGAGGGUGUCAACGCGGCCAUCAACACGAUUCCCCGUGACUGGGAUAUGGAAAAGGUGGGCGCCGAGUAUGUCUAUGCUGAUGAUGACCAGGCUAACAUGCACGGCUCUCGGCCUGCAGCAUUUGGACUCUAUCCGCCCACGCAAAAGCGCACUUUUUACGUUUCGAGCCGUUCCUACGCGAAAUCGAGAAAAAUGGCUCCCAAGAAGCCAGUUCAGGAAGAAAAGAUCCCCCUCGGCCGGCCGGGUAACAACUUGAAGAGUGGUAUUGUUGGCCUCGCCAAUGUUGGCAAAUCCACUCUGUUCCAAGCCAUUACCAAGUGCAACCUGGGCAACCCUGCCAACUUCCCAUAUGCAACCAUUGACCCCGAAGAAGCCCGCGUCAUUGUUCCCGAUGAGCGCUUCGACUGGCUUUGCGAAAAGUAUAAGCCCAAGUCGAUCGUCCCGGCCAACUUGACUGUCUAUGAUAUUGCUGGUCUGACGCGAGGCUCCUCGACCGGUGCUGGUCUUGGAAACUCGUUCCUGUCUCAUAUCCGUGCCGUCGAUGCCAUCUUCCAGGUUGUGCGCAGCUUUGACGAUGCCGAGAUUAUUCACAUCGAGGGUGAUGUCAACCCGACAAGAGAUCUCGACAUCAUCAGCGAGGAGCUGCGGCUAAAGGAUAUCGAGUUUGUCGAAAAGGCACUCGAGAAUCAGAAGAAGAAGACCCGAAUGGGUGGUCAGAGUCUAGAGCAAAAGAAAGCUAAGCUUGAGCAAGACAUCAUUGAAAAGAUUCUUUCUUGGCUGCAAGACGGCAAGGAUGUCCGCAAGGGCAACUGGGGGCCCAAGGAGAUCGAGGUCAUCAACCCGCUCUUCCUCCUGACGGCCAAGCCCGUCGUCUACCUCGUCAACUUGUCGGAAAAGGACUUUGUUCGCAAAAAGAACAAGCACCUGCCCAAGAUUGCCGAGUGGAUCAAGGAGCACGCCGAGGGCGACCCCAUCAUCCCUAUCUCGGUGUCCUACGAGGAGCGCCUGACGCGCUACGAGACGGAGGCAGAGUCGCUCGAGGAGCAAAAGAACGUUGGCGCGCCGUCGGUGCUGCCAAAGCUCGUCACUCAGAUGCGCAAGACGCUCCAGCUCGGCAGCUUUUUCACCUCAGGUGCCGACGAGGUCCGUCAAUGGACCAUCCGCGUCGGCACCAAGGCUCCGCAAGCCGCUGGCGUCAUCCACACCGACUUUGAGAAGACCUUCAUCCAGGCCAUCGUAUAUAAUUUUAGCGUCCUCAAGGAGUUGGGUGACGAGGGCGAGGUCAAGGCCAAGGGCAAGAUGAUGACCAAGGGCAAGGAUUACGUUGUCGAGGACGGCGACAUUCUUCUCAUCAAGGCCGGUGCUGCCAAGGGUUAG